Molecule: messenger RNA, 651 nt
Organism: Schistocerca nitens (vagrant locust)
Lineage: Eukaryota; Metazoa; Arthropoda; Insecta; Orthoptera; Acrididae
Product: cuticle protein 67-like
Exons: 2
Coding region: 50-571 (173 amino acids)
Source: RefSeq, a predicted model, not a curated record
CUCUCCAGAGGACCCGCACCCGCAGCGACCACUCACCACCACCACCACCAUGUACAAAUUCCUGGUUCUCGCCACCGUCCUGGCUGUCGCCAACGCCGGCUACCUGGGAGGCUACGCCGCCCCCGCUGUGGCCUACGGCGCCGCCCCCGCCGUUGCCUACGGCGCCCCCGCCUACGCCGCCUACGGCGCCCACGCCGCCGCCCCCGCGGCCAUCACCUCCCAGCACUCCAACAUCCUGAGGAGCUACGGCAACCUGGGACAGGUGUCCACCUAUUCCAAGACCAUCGACACGCCCUACUCCAGCGUCAGCAAGUCUGACGUGCGCGUCAGCAACGACGCCGUCGCCCACGUGGCCGCCCCUGCUGUGUCCUACGCCGCCCCUGCCUACGCACGCGCCUACGCCGCCCCCGCCGCCUACGCCGCCCCUGCCUACGCGCGCGCCUACGCCGCCCCCGCCGCCUACGCCGCUCCCGCCGUUGCCGCCCACGGCCUGCUGGGAGUAGCCUACUCCGCCGCCCCCGCCGUCGCCCACCUGUCUUACAGCGCCCCUGCUCUGUCUUACGCCUGGUAGACAGCCUGUCACCAUACUACCAUCUCAUCUCUGACUGUAUUUAUUCUGUGCUUCAUGUAAAUAAAUCUUUCGAAUCGUAA